AUGCCCUCCGCCCAAUCUGGCCAUGUCCGCAAUCUUCAGCCCCACGGCCCCGCUGCAGCCUCGCGCGAUCACAACCCUCCGGACCACCAACAUGAGCAUGGCGUGCGAUUAGUCGAUCUAGCACGAAACUCUCACGAUGAUCUACGCGCCGCAACGGGCCUUAUCGACAAUCAUAUCACCGCUCCACCUACUGCCCUCAUCCCCCUCCGCCCUACCGCCGCCUCGACCUCGUCGUCUUCCUUGUCCAACCCUCAGCCCGCUGCUGUCGCUGCUCUGACCCGGAAGGGCAGUCUUUUGCACUCGCGCGCAAAGGCACUCGCCGCCUUCGUUCCCCGACUCACGCCUACCACCACACCGCCGCCAGAAAAGACUCACUCCGCGCCGAACAAGAUCUUUGGCGAUCUCUUCCACGGCCAAUCCGCACCCAUCAGGCUCGGCGCUCCCCAGUCUCCCAUCAAAGAGAAGGAGGAGAGCGAAAUCAUCAUGGACUACAGAUCUGCCUUCACCACUCGGCCUGGCCUGCUACGGCGACGAGAGACCAUCGAUCAAUCCCCUGCGCCACCUGUCGCGCUCUCCAAGCCAUCCUCCUCCUGGUUCACUCGCAAGACAGCAAACCCCAUCCCCACCAAAGAACCCUCAGACGAGCUGGCCACUCUCAACAUCAACUCCGCCCUCUUCCCCCACGGAACCGUCGAUCCCCUCGACCCAACCGCAUUCAACAACCUCCUGCUUAACGCCACCAACCUCCUCCACCGCAUGCAAACCGCAUACCGCGAGAAGGUCGACUACAUCGCCUCCAUCCGCCCCGAGCAAGAGGCGCAACAAGACGAAGUCGAGGAAGCAGAGACGCGCGCAACGCAUCUGAAGACGCAGCUCGAAGACAUGAGUCGGCGCGCGCAGGAACAAGAAAACACGCUAAAGGAGAUGGCUCGCGAGCUAGCAGAGGAAAGAAUGAAGAGUCUCGAGGCAGAGGAGAAGGUGACAGCCAUGGAAGCGCGCGAAGCAGCAGCCAACACCAUCCGCCUAGUCUCCCCGUCCACCUCAACCGCAAACGACGGCCCACCCAACGACGCAGACCACGUCGACGAGCCUACAACCUCUGAAAGACGACGCAAGCGCCCCUCCAGCAGCACCGCAAGCGACAGCGGCUUCGAAUCCGACAUCGACUCCAUCUUCUCCUCCUCCAGCCUCGCGUCCCCCACCCCGGAAUCCCCCAUCACACCCACCCUCAUCAUCGCCCCCAGCAUAUCGCGCAUGACGAGCUUCGAGUCCAGGCUGCAAAUCAACACGCACCAAGCCAAUGCGGCGAAGGCUGUAGCAGCGGCGGGCAGUGGACGCGUGGCUGUGCAGCGAUUGGGCCGCGAGGGCGCAGCGUGGGCGACUGUUGAUGCUUUGCGGGGGGAGAAUCGCGAGCUCAAGCGGCAUUUGGCGGAGAUGCAGGAGUGUUUGCAGGGGUGUAUUGAGCUUGUGUCUGGGGUGGAUGGGCGGUGA
This is a messenger RNA of Neohortaea acidophila, 1491 nucleotides long. RefSeq lists its product as uncharacterized. Bases 1 to 1491 code for a protein of 496 amino acids. The transcript has a single exon. The record is from RefSeq and is a predicted model, not a curated record. NCBI's taxonomy places the organism in Eukaryota, Fungi, Ascomycota, Dothideomycetes, Mycosphaerellales, Teratosphaeriaceae.